AUGCCUCCCCAUUACGAGGACAGCAUCAGCAAGGCUGGCUCGGCCGACAAGGUCGGCGCACCUGAGCUCGAAAAGACGGCCACACUCGAGGAGGGCGAGGCCAAGUUCAAGAAGUUGGGAUGGAAGCGUUUGACAAUCUGUCUGAUCGUCGAGGCCAUCGCUCUUGGUGCGCUGUCGGUUCCUGCUGCCUUUGCCGCCGUCGGUAUGGUCGCUGGUGUUAUCCUCUCCGUCGGCAUCGGUAUUCUCGCCAUUUACACCAGUUACGUCGUCGGACAGGUCAAGAUCAAGUACCCUCAGGUCGAGCACUACUCGGACGCCGUCGGUCUCAUGUUUGGUCGCGUUGGAAUGGAAGUCGUCGGUGCCAUGUUCACCCUCCAUUUGAUUCUCCUCUCGGCCUCGCACACUCUUACCGGUACCAUCGCCUGGAUCCGCAUUGUCGACAACCCGACCAUCUGCGCCCUUGUCUGGUCUGUCAUCUCGGCCAUUCUUCUCUUCCUUCUGGCUAUUCCUCCCACCUUUGCAGAGUUUGCCAUCCUUGGCUACAUUGAUUUUGCUUCUAUCAUCGGCGCCAUCGGUAUCACCAUCAUCGCUACCGGAAUCGAGGCUCACGAUGCUCCCGGUGGUCUGGCUGCUGUGCCAUGGAGCGCCUGGCCUCCAGAGGACAUUACCUUCCAGUCUGCCUUCCUCGCAGUCACCAACAUUGUCUUUGCCUACUCCUUCGCCAUCUGCCAGUUCUCCUUCAUGGCUGAGCUUCACACUCCCAAGGACUAUGUCAAGUCCAUCUGGGCUCUUGGUAUCAUCGAGAUUAUCAUCUACACUGUUACUGGUGCUCUCAUCUACGCUUUCGUCGGUACCGAUGUCGCAAGUCCUGCUCUGCUUUCCGGCAGCAACAUGGUCACCCGUGUCGCUUUCGGUAUUGCUCUGCCCGUCAUCUUCAUCUCUGGCUCCAUCAACGCCACCGUCGUCGGUCGCUACCUGGUCGGCCGUUUCUUCAAGAACUCACCCAUUCGCUACACCAAUACCAAGCAAGGUUGGGCCGUCUGGAUUUUCAUCCUUGUCGCUCAAAUCGUGCUCGCCUGGGUCAUUGCUGAGGCCAUCCCCUUCUUCAGCGAUUUGUUGGGCAUCACUUCUGCCCUCUUCAUCUCAGGCUUCUCCUUUUACUUCCCAGCUCUGUUCUGGUUCCUGCUCAUCAAGGAGGGCAAGUGGAAUGCCAACGCCAAGAACAUUGGUUUGUCAGUCCUGAACGCGCUGUGCUUUAUCAUCGGCCUGACUAUUCUUGGCUGUGGUACGUAUGCCAGUGUCAAGGAUAUCGUCGACUCCUACGCUUCCGGCAGUGUGAGAACACCCUUCACCUGUUCUCAGGAGGCUUAUGCUUAA
Aureobasidium subglaciale EXF-2481 is the source of this 1377-nucleotide messenger RNA. RefSeq lists its product as uncharacterized. Gene Ontology annotation, molecular function: amino acid transmembrane transporter activity. Lineage: Eukaryota; Fungi; Ascomycota; Dothideomycetes; Dothideales; Saccotheciaceae. The coding region runs from base 1 to 1377 and encodes 458 amino acids. Gene Ontology annotation, biological process: amino acid transmembrane transport. The transcript has a single exon. The record is from RefSeq and is a predicted model, not a curated record. Gene Ontology annotation, cellular component: vacuolar membrane.